AUGUUAUUGUGCUCCCCUCCCCCAACAGCCCCAUCCGCCCCCCCUCAGGAUGUACACCUGGUCAGCCUGAGCUCCACCAGCCUCAAGGUGAGUUGGGUGGCCCCGCCCGCCGCUAGCCGCCACGGCGCCAUUGUGCGCUACACAGUCAGCUACCAGGCCAUGGCGGGGGAGGACACGGAGCGGCAUGAGGUGCCAGACAUCGGAGCAGACGCCUCCAGCCUAUUGCUGGAAGGCCUGGAGAAGUGGACUGAGUAUCAGGUGUGGGUGAGGGCUCACACUGACGUGGGCCCGGGCCCCGAGAGUGCCCCAGUGAGGAUGAAAACCAGAGAGGAUGUGCCGGGAGCACCCCCCAGGAGGCUGGAGGUUGAGGCCAUUAACUCCACAGCAAUCCGGGUAACCUGGAAGCCGCCCCUGCAGGGGAAGCAGCACGGCCAAAUCCGAGGCUACCAAGUCAUCUUCUCUCGGCUGGAGAACGGUGAACCUCGUGGCCAGCCUAACAUCAUGGACGUGGCUCUGCCAGAGGCACAGUGGAAUAUUGAGGAGUGCACCGAGCAUGUGAGUAACCCUCUUAUUUUAUUAUAA
Molecule: messenger RNA, 582 nt
Organism: Notothenia coriiceps (black rockcod)
Lineage: Eukaryota; Metazoa; Chordata; Actinopteri; Perciformes; Nototheniidae
Product: receptor-type tyrosine-protein phosphatase F-like
Exons: 3
Coding region: 1-582 (193 amino acids)
Molecular function (GO): protein binding
Source: RefSeq, a predicted model, not a curated record